This is a messenger RNA of Trichobilharzia szidati, 4573 nucleotides long. The record is from the annotation of a GenBank genome assembly. NCBI's taxonomy places the organism in Eukaryota, Metazoa, Platyhelminthes, Trematoda, Strigeidida, Schistosomatidae.
AUGAAUGGUUAUGCCUGCUACUGUUGUAAAGAGACUACAAUCAGGCUUAAUUGUCCUUGUCCUCAUUUUCGAAAGUAUGAAAUACUCAGUGCCCUUCUGUCUCCUCUUCAAACUAAUGUAGUCUGUUUGACGAAAAAUCUGAUACUUCAUCCACAUAAUUUUCACACAUUCCUACAUGUCAUUUUAUGUUUGUUGUUGGUCCCUGGAUUGAGAUGUUCCCAAGUUUCAAACGGGAUCAAAUCAAUUAAUAAAGAUCUUGGACCAUUAACACUACCACCAUCAGCGUUUUCAGCUAGUUCUGUUUAUCAGGAUAAACCUGAAUACCAACCACAUAAGGCGAAUUUUGUAGUGUUUGCUUCCAAAGAAGAAAUUUCCGGUGCUUGGUGUCCAGCCAAGUUAAUACAUAACGAAUUAAAUGAAUGGUUACAAAUCGACUUUGGGGCACUUAAACUCAUUAAGGUUUUAUUUUCUGAAGGCGGUGGAUUAAAUCAGAAUGCAUUUGUUCCAAUGUUUGUUAUCAAAUAUCAACGGGACGAUAGUUCAAAGUGGUAUGAGUAUCGGAUGAGGAAUGGAAGCAGGCUACUUCAUGCUAAUCGUAAUAGUCAGACUAUAGCAAUUCAACUAGACCCACCAAUUAUCGCUAAACGAUUUCGUGUAUUGCCUUACACUAAUGAACCGAAUCCAAAGUUAAUGUGCCUUCGAUUAGCUGUCUAUGGAUCUGUGUUUGACGAUGGAGUUAUUGAAUAUUCAAUUCCUGAAGGAGAUGUAUAUCGACUUGAUCCACGUGGAGACUUUGCUUUGAAUGAUACAAGCUAUGAUGGAAGGUUAAUUUCAGAAUUAUCUGCAACCAGUACUGAUCCAGAUAAUACAGGUGAACGACGCGCUUAUCUUACAGGUGGUCUGGGUUUACUUAUGGAUAAACAGUACUUUGAAGGAAGUCUUCCUGAAAAUUUAGGCAGUAAUAGCGUUGUUGGCUGGUUUCGAAGACAACAUACAACUCCAUCUGGUCGUAUUACCAUGUUAUUCAAAUUCGAUCAAGUUCGUAACUUCACUCGAAUGCGUAUUCAUGCUUUAAAUUCCUUGGACUAUAUCGCUCUUUUUCGUCGAGUGUCUGUCCAGUUCAGUAAUGGAGGUCGUUAUUUUGAUCGAAAUCAUUCACCUGUCGUUGUGGAUAUACACCGUGAUGUUUAUAAUUCUCAGCCUCGUUGGCUUCCUAUCGAUUUAGGUUAUCGUACAGGUCGUUAUCUAAGAAUUACACUGUGGUUUGAUUACGAUUGGAUUGUCCUGUCAGAGAUCACAUUUGAUUCAUCAUAUGUAUCGAAUGGGGCUGUCAUACAACCAGAACAAUCUGAUGAUCCUGUUCAAAAGAUACCUGAUUUUGAUUCAUCUGGCAUUGAUUCUGUUGGUGAUAGUCUAUCUGCGAUAGCCAAAUCUUCUGAUCAACAAUCAACUUCCCCACCUAUGGUUAAUCAACCCUCAGUGCAAAAUGAUCCUGGCACUGCGAAACAACCAACACACUCACAAGCAUCUAUUUCAUCAGCUGAUGUACCAAUUAGUGCAACGUUUAAACACAAGAAUUCAAAUGUACCAUAUAUCAUUGCAAUUAUAUCUUGUUGCUUAGGCUCAUUUGCAUUUGCAUGCUUUUUCGCUUUUAUGGUAUUCCGGUUAAAACGUUGUCGACAAAGACGUUUAAAAAAGCUACAAAAAGGUCAAUUACCACAGACUUUAGAUAAACAACCUAUGCACCAACAUCUACUUCUUACAACAGGACAAAAUCAAAACUCUUUAUCAUCCACUUUAUCUGUUCCUUCUUCUUCAUCCUCCGGUCCAUGUAUCAUUUCUUCGUUAAACCCGUCAUACCAAUAUAACCAGUUGAAAUCUACUGGUAACAAUUAUACUACUGAUAAUGGGAGUAGUAAUAAUAACAAGAUUAACUCUAAUGCUGUAAAUCUACAAACCCCGACAUUUAUGGACACGCACAGUAAUCAUCUGGCUGCUUUAUCUCAAGGAUACACUGAUAUGAUGACUCAUCCGACUGGGACAGUGUGUACUCCUUACUCGAAUGGAAUUGACCAAGAUGGUUUGUUAGCUCUACAGCUACUACAACAUGGCUCUUCAGUUGGCUCAAAUUUCCCCUCAGUGAAUGGUUUAACGCUAGCUCGUCGUGGACUAUCUGAUACGAGUACAGGCGCCUUCACGGUACAUCCAAUGGUUACACUUGGGACAGAAAACAAAUUUAUCGGUGUGAAUCUACCACCAUCAGCAGCAAAUUGUACAUUUGCACCUAAUCUGAAUAUCAGUUUAUCCAAUCCACAAAAUAAUAACAAUGGAUUUGGUUCUCAUCAGCUACCACCGCCACCACCACCCGACCAACCAUUGCCUCCUUUGCCUAACAUACCAUCAGAUCAUCAUCAACAGCAUAUAAUUUCAAAUGUUGGAAAUCAAUUGCCUGAUUCUAAUAAUCAAAAUAAUCGCCUUUUAAUCAAUACAUCUUUAUCGCCUGUUUUUCCAUACGCUGCUACAUCGUCAUUUGUUUCUCAAGCCUAUCCAACAGAAAACGGUUUUAUAUUAUCCAUAGAUAGUCCAAUGCCAGAAUAUGCAAGUGCCUCACUUUUCAGUGGUACAGGAAGUGGUACAAUAAGUUUAGGACCAAAUGAUCUUAGAAAUUCAAUUAUCUCUAAAACAACAAUGGAUAGUGAUACAAGUAAAUAUAAACAACUUAUGGAGACAUAUUGUGUUCCACAGCAUAUGAAUUCAUGUUUUUGGACAUCAAACAGUCAUCCUCAUAACCAUCAACAACAAUUAAAUCUUAACGGUAUGCCUAAUCUAUCAACUUCUGCAUCAUCUGAUAACAAUAAUAAUAAUAAUAGUAAUACACAAGGAAGUUCAAAUAAUGAACAACUUUCAGAAAGUAUGGAUUCUGGUGGAAUGUACUACUUAACACAUAAAAAGCCUACAGAUAAUAAUCAUAAUAAUAAUAAUAAGAUUUCUUCAAAUUCUAUUCAUCAAAAUCCUGCUGUAUUUUUCCCCUUCUCUGCUGCACCAACAGCAGCAGCAACACACUUAAUACCAAUUCAAACAUUAGGCGUACGAUCUGGUAUAUUAGUAUCGAAUAGAGAUGAUCAAGCAACUAUAAAUCAAUCUUAUCAACAUGAUCCAAAUCAAUCUAUAGGCAUGUCUAUGACUAAUCAUCACAAUCAUCACCAUCACCAUCAAGACAGUAAUACAAGUACACCGAACAGAUAGAGACACAAUCAUUUAGAGAAUCAAACAAAUAUCCUUUAUACAUUUAUAUGUCAUUAUUACAAUUAAGUUGAAUCCACUGUGCUAUCAGUCAUUCUACACUUCUAAUAAUAAUAAUAAUAAAUUUUGUACCUACAUAUAAAUUAUCAUGUUGAUGAAUAUAAUUCGAAUUUCAAUCUUUGUUCAUUGUUUUGCGUUUACUUUUGUGAAUAAAUUCCUGUUGUCAGUGCUAGUAUACUUUCCCUGUGAUUAUUACAUCAAUAUAAUUCACAAUGGUUACACAUGAUAAAUAUCAUUCAACCUCAUCUUAUUUGUGAAUUAUAAAGAACUUUUCAAUCCCAAUUCUCCAUGAAAGAACUGUCUAUAUAUGCAUACAUAUUUGUCUGUAGACAGAUGAUAAGUCGGACUGCUGAAAUUCCCCUUUUACAUAUUUCCUUUUCUACUCAUCAUCAUUAGUUAUUUGUUUAAAUUGUGUUAGGAGAAAGUAAAGUUACUUACUUACAGACUGUCAACAUUGUUGUUAGCUUGUUGAUAAUAUAUAUAACAUUACUAAAACAUACAACAUUUAUCUAAACAGAGCUUGUUAAUAUAAUCUUGUUUUUACAGAUGCUUACAUAUAAAUACACAUAUAUCAGGAAAUUAGCUAUGAAAUUCAACAUGUACAGCUCUUCUUCUUCUUCUUUCAUUCUUUAGUUUACUUUUUUUUCAUGUUUUUUACACACUUCCUUCCCUUGGCGUUGUUAGCUUCUUCAUUCUUGAAGUUGUAUUCAUAAUCAUCUCUUCAAACUAUUAUUGCUGUAGAAGCAUAGAUCAAUAUUUGUUAAAGGGAUGAUAGUUAAGAAGGGAAUGAGUAAAACUUACAAUUAACAACGAAAUGAAUGCAUUGGAGAUUGUUUUAGUUGCUGAAUAUUACAUCUCUUUGACCAAUGUUUUUCUGUAUUUCAGUUUCCUCUUAUCAAAAAGGAAAUAGUUUUAAUUUACUUCAGUAUUAUAUUGUAAUUGUGAGUGUGUGUGUGUGCGUGCGUGUCGACUCAACCUAUCUCAGAAUUGUUAGUCGCACGAUUUCUUAGGGCUGGCGGGGGUAGCUUUGAAAGGUGAUGAUAGUUGUUUCGGGCCGGUUUACAAUAAAUUUGCAUAUUACUAUCUUUCUAGUCUUUUGUUUUCUCUGGUUUGAUUCUGAAUCACCUUCAUUCACAUUUUGAGUUCAACUUGUUAGUGAUUUGAUUAUACAUACAAAUGAACAGGUUUCUUCUUCAGUUCCAAUAAUUUAGCAAGUUUUGCUUUGUUUAUCGUUUCUUUAUAUGAGGUUAUUUAUAAACAACAUUUCUUC